Naegleria lovaniensis is the source of this 6489-nucleotide messenger RNA. RefSeq lists its product as uncharacterized. The transcript is spliced from 6 exons. Lineage: Eukaryota; Heterolobosea; Eutetramitea; Acrasida; Naegleriidae. The record is from RefSeq and is a predicted model, not a curated record. Bases 1 to 6489 code for a protein of 2162 amino acids.
AUGUGUUCACUGCUGAUCCCUUCUUCUCAUAACCAAGUCGGUGGUGUUAUCACUGCUCUCGUGAUUGCCUCUACCGUGGCCACCAUCAUCUUGGUCUCUGUUGGUGUUGGUUACUCUCCACCACAACCAAAGAAUGACAUGGCCACAACUUUUAAACGUGUUCCAAUUACUUUGGAUGUGUUAUUGAAUGAUGUCGAUCCUCGUGGAGGUAACUUGACAUUGACCAAUAUUGUUGUCUCUCCUCGUCAUGGUGUAGCCAAGAUUAUUUCCAAAUCCAAGAUUAUGUAUCAAUCGUUGGGAGCUUUUACUGGAAAUGAUACCUUCUCGUAUGAAGUGUCAAAUUCGUUCAUGACUGCCAAUGCUACUGUCAUCGUUCAAGUAUUGAAUCGAGCUCCUGAAGCCAUUCCAAUUGUCAAGACAGUUCCCAAGAAUGCCAAUCGUUUCCUUAUUGACAUCUUUUCAUAUGUUGGAGACAACGGAGAGCGUAUUUCUGAUGUCGACAAUGAUGCUCUCUAUGUCGAUACUUUUUAUGGUAAUCAAAUUGUUGGUGGAAAUCAAACCGAUUUGGGAAUUGUUGAAAAGGACACAUGGUCUGGUUUCUAUUACACACCAAAGAAGGAUUUUAAUGGUGUGGAACAAUUCAACUAUGUCAUUUCUGAUGGCAAUGAUACUUCCACAAGUACCAUCACCAUUACCAUUCAAAACAAUCCUCCUACUUGUGUCGAUGACACUUUUAACGUUCCCAAAUAUGGAGGUGCCAAUUUGGACGUAUUGAAGAAUGACAAUGACAUUAAUGGAGAUGAUUUUUAUAUUUCUAGAGCUCUUGGUGCUGGAUAUGGAGGUGUCAGCGUUCGUUCCAACAACAAGCUUGUGUAUUAUUAUACCAGUAGUGAUCUCACUACCAAAUAUGGUGAUUCUUUCGAAUACUCAAUUACUGAUGGUCAAUUAGAAAGCUCAUGUGUUGCUUUCAUUCAAGUUUACAAUACUCCUCCUGAAGUCUUCUCCAAGACUUUUACUGUUGGUAAAUCCACCACUGGUAACUUGAUUCCAAUCGAUUACUUUGAUGUCGAUGGAAAAGAUUUAGUGACUUUGAAGAGCAUCUCUCCUGCUCUCAAUACUUUAAAUCCUGCAGGUAGUGUUCAAUCUUCCAAGACUUACAAGACCAAGUACUUUGAAUGUUGUGACUUUUUAAAUGUUGAGAUUAACAAUUAUACUCUUGUUUUCUCUCCAACUCCUGGAACUGUUUACAGCACUGUGUUGAGUGUGACCAUGACCGAUGGAGAAGCUGAAGGAACUGGUAAGAUUACAAUCAACGUUGUGAACACUCCUCCAACUCCUGUGGAUGACACUGCCUCGUGUGGAAAGAAUCUUCAAACAUUGAUCAAUGUCAUUGAGAAUGAUUUUGAUACUGAUAAUGGAGAUAAUGUUCUUCUCAAGUUGACUUCUAAUGGAUGGAUUACUGCUACUGAAAAGGGUGGUUCUGUUUCUCUCUAUAACAAUACUCAUGUCUUGUACACUGCUCCAAAAGAUUUGGUUGGAACCACAGAUGUUGCUUAUUAUCGUGUCACUGAUCAAAGUGUGGAUGGUAAUGGUCAACCAGAUCCAACAAGUUUUGCCACUGGUAAGAUUACCAUUUCUCUCAUCAAUAAUCCUCCUACUCCAGUCGAUGAUGUCAUUACCAUUCCAAAGGGUAUUGCAUCUGUAUUGAAUGUUUUGACCAACGAUGUGGAUCCUAACGAUGGUCCAAAUUCGAUCAAAAAGAUCAAAUCUGUCGAUGCUUCUGCCAACAAGAAUAUUGUACCAAGUAUUUUGUUGAACCAAAUUAAUGGUAACACUGAUGCUGUUUCUUACACUGCUGUCAAUGAAGAAUAUACGGAUAGCUUCUUGUAUGAUGUUACUGAUCAAGAUGGAAUGGAUUCCACAUUUAAGGCAAAGGUCACUUUGAAUGUUGUGAAUACUGCUCCAGUUGCUAAUAACGACAAUUAUAAUACGAAAUGGAAUCGAUCGGUGGAUUGUAACGUUAAGGCCAACGAUUUCGAUGAAAAUGGUGAUUUGUCAAGAGCUACUGUGAACAUUAUUGCCAAUCCAGGACAAGGAUCAGUUGUAGUGAUGGGAGAUGUGGUUCGCUACACUCCAAACAAUGGAUUUGUUGGUACUGAUUCAUUCACAUAUAGAUUGAACGAUUUGAGCUCUGUCAAUGCUUUGUCCAAUAUUGCCACUGUCACUAUUCAAGUCACAAAUACUGCUCCUGUUACUCAACCUGAUUCUAUUUCUACUCACUGGAGAAACCCAGUUGGAGUUUUAGUUUCACCAUUGACCAAUGACAACGAUCCAGAUGGAGAUGCUUUGGUUGUCUCUGAUGUCUCUUCCAGUGUUGGAACUGCAACUCUUGUCGAUUCACAAACCAUCAAAUUCAUUCAAGCACGAACACACCAAUUACUCUUGGAACUAAACAAUUCACAUACACUGUCUCGGAUUACAAUUUACAAACUGUUGUGUGGACCGACAAGUUUAUCCACUAAGGGAUCAGUUGUUGUUACUUCUGGUUCUGGUUCUGUCACUUACACACCCAAUAAGAGUUAUACUGGUGCUAGUGAUCAAUUCAGAUAUGUCAUUAACGAUGGUGCUGAAAAUUCUGUUACUCAAGGAACUGUCACCAUUCAGCUCACCAACAAUGACAAGCCAACUGCUUCUGAUGCCUCUUAUUCAGUUCAUUGGAGAGUUUUACAAAGUGCUGGAGGUUAUCGAGACUUUGAUGUUCUUUCUGGAAAGACUACUGACAGUGAUGGUGAUUCUCUCUCAGUAUCUGUUGUUGCCUCAGGCUCUUGUUCUGUUGUGAGCAAUAAGGUUCGUGUGACUGUUACGAGUGGAUUCAUUGGAACUACUUCAUGCUCAUUCACAGUCACUGACGGUCAUGACAGCGUCACCAAGACUGCAAGUGUUGUCACAUUUAACACUGCACCAACAUGUUCUGACAUUUCUGUUUCAUUCGAUCCAAAUAAUUUCAACACUGGACAAACGAUUGUUGUUACCAGCUUUAUUAAUGAUUUGGAUUCUGCUGAUGUUGCAUUCUUGACUCCAACUGAACCAGCCGGAGUUCAAGCUGGAGAUUCUCUCACUGUCAAUUCAGGUGAUCGAACACUUCUCUUUAAGCCAGCCAAGACUGUCGGUACUCGAGUCAUGUCGUACAAGGUGACUGAUGGUGUUUCUACAUCUGCUGCUUUCACUGUUCAUUGGAAUUCUGCUAAUAACGAAAUUGACAUCUUUGCUGCAAUUCCAACUUCAACCUUCUCACAAAUUUAUCCAGGAUAUUCUGCAGUCUCAAUUACCUAUAACUCUGGUAACAAGAAGAUUUACUACACACCAAAGAAGGCUGUUGGUUUUGAUCAAUUCAUUGUUGGUGUUAAAGAUGAACUCAACACUCCUAGAAAUGUCACUGUUUCUGUCACCAUUUACAACAAUGCUCCAAGUGCUUCCGUUCCACAAUCAUCAGUGGUUUGGAGUUCAAGUGGUAUUGACAUUGAUCUACUUGUUGCAUAUUCUGAUGCCGAUAUGACUGCUGGUUUUGAAACUUUGGGAACUGUGUCAUCUAUUGACACUGCAACUGCCACUGAUGGUGUUGCUUCUACUACUUUCCCUGUUUUAGUUGUUGUGACUAAUCAAGCUCCAGUCACUCAACCCAAGACGGUUAGCAUUACUUGGUCCCAACAUAAGGCAGGAUAUUCCAUCAAUGUCUUGAACUUUGGUGGUAAGGUUGACAGCGAUCCUGAUGGAAAUGCAUUGACUGCUUCUUUAUCUGGUGGUGUUUCUCCAUCUACUGCUGGCUCUGUUUCACUCACAGCUUCACCAAAUGCCAUUGUAACUGCUGGCGCUAAUGUUUAUUUAGGAUCCUUCUCCUUUGGUUAUUCUGCAUCUGACUCGGUCACUUCAACUCCAGGAAGUGUCACAGUCACUGUGACCAAUACUUUACCAAGUCCAUCUCCAUACAGUCUUGAUUUGCAUUGGAGAUCCAAGAAUGUUGCUCUCGAUCCUGUGAUCAGCUAUGCUCCAACUCGUAAAGAUUCUGAUGGUGACUCAUUGACCAUUACAGCUGCUUCUGCUUCAAAGGGAACUGCUGUUGCUAAUACCAAUACCAUUACUUACACUGCUCCAGCUUCCCUUGGUUUGGAUGUCGUCUCAUAUACUCUUACAGACGGUGCUCAAUCCGUGUCCAAUGCCAAUACUGUGGUCAAUGUAAAUGUUGUGAAUACCAAUCCAAUUGCUGCUCCAUUGACUGCUUCUGGUAAAUGGUCUGCAGUGAUCACCAAAGAUUUAACGACUGUUUCCAACGCAGUCGGUGGUACUACUUCCGUUUCAGGAAAUGUUGUUUCAUUCACUUCCACUCUUGCUGCUUCUUCCUAUUCCUUGUCAGGAAAUGUUUACACUGGAACUGGUAGUUACAAGUAUACUUGUACUGAUGGUUUGGGUACUUCACAAGGAACUGUCACUGUUACUGUCAAUAACAAUGCACCAACUGGUACCGGUAACUCUGUUACUCUUCCAAGAGAUUACACAAAGACUACGUAUGAUUUUACAUGGGCUCAAAUGGGUACAUUUUCUGAUGCUGAUGGAGAUACCAUUUCUGUGAUUAAGGUCGCCACCACUUCAGAUGUCACAGUCACCACCAUUGGUUCUGGUAUUCGGUUGACUACUUCACAAACUGUUGUAGGAGCUAAGGCCAUUACUUUCAAAUUAUUCGAUGGUCUCCAUGAAAGUGUCAACACCUUGACAUUUACCGUGACUUUCACCAAUGCUGCUCCAACUUGUUCUCCUGCUUUAUUCGAAGUCAAUAAGGGAACUGCCACAGACAUGUUACCCAAGUUGAAGACUCUCAUUGCCGAUGCUAACAAGGAUUCUCUUUCAGUGUCGUUAACAGGAACUUUGCCAGUCUCUCUGGGAUCCAUUACUGGAACUACUUUCACCAGUUCAAGCACGAACAGUGGUACUUCUACUGCUGUGAGCUAUAUCGUCUCUGAUUCUCAACUUCAAGCCACUUGUGGAAUGACCCUCACAGUGACCAACAGAGCUCCAACUGCAAAUCCUGCCACUUAUUCUUUCGAUGCUCAAGCUGCCAAUUUCGUUCACACUGCUCAAUACGAUCAGGCCUCUGAUCCUGACUCUGCUGAUACCUUGACGUAUUCCAUGACCUCAAAUACUUGUGGUAGCAUUGCAUCCUCGGUUAGUGUUUCCUCUUCUGGUCUUAUUACUUUCACUAGAAAGAGUACCUCUCUCAAGGGUACUUGUACCGUGUUGGUGAAUGUUGUUGACAGUGAUGGUUCCAAUCCAUUGUCUGCUAGUGCUACGGUCACUUUAGUUUUGAAUUCUCAAACUCCAACAGCAAGAGAUGACAGAUUCUCCAUCAAUCAAGGACAAACCAUCAGAAUCUUUGUUUCCCAAAUGCUUGCUAACGAUAAUGACGAAUUUGGAGGUGUUAGUGGACUCACCUUUGUCAAUGUUUCUUGCCCUGACGCUUCUUAUUGUCACAAGACUCCAAGAAUUGUCAAUGUGAAUGGUCAAACUGCUGUUGAACUCGAUUCUGAUACCAAGUCAUGUCAAGCUGACAAAUUCAGAUACACGCCAAGACCACAUUCAAUACUUAUGUAUCUGCCAACGUUUUCGUUGAAUUCAAGAAUUGUUAUUGUCAAUCCAAGAUUGAUUUCAUCUUCUUAUUGGACUCUUCAGGAUCGAUUGCUUGCUGCUGAUGCUGUUCAAGUAGGUAUUGUGAGAUUCCACACGACAGGUGUUUGGACUUUGGGAUUAACCACUGAUGGAGUUUUGGUGAACAACACCUUAACCAAUAUGCCUUACGAUGCUGGAAGCACAGCUCAAGUUCCUGGUCUCCGUGUUGCUGUGAAUAUGGCUUCUCAAGGACGUACCGAUGCUGAUAAGGUGAUCUAUGUGUUGACGGACGGUAUGGCCAAUGUUCCAUGUUCAUGCAGUCAAUGUGAAUCCAAUGUGUAUGGAUGGGCAGCUUCACCAAGCAUGUUCAAAGACACUGUUCAAAGUAAGAUUAUUGACAAUGCAGCUCUUACUGCUGAUCAAAAGAAGGCAGCUUACAGAGAUCUUUGCAAGUAUCAAUAUAGUGAUACCAAUUGGGCAUUCAGUGGAAAGACAUGUAGUUACUGUACUUGGGAUUCUAAUUCUUAUUGUUUACCUUGUGCUGAUGCUGUACCGUGGGCAAAGAAGGUCGGUACUUGGAAACGAGAUGCACAAGGAAUCGUUCCCAAUGAUCCAGAUAACCCAUUCAAUGGAAAUAAUAAGGUUUCUUGGAAGAUUGUUGCAAUGGCUGUCGGUAAUGCCAUGUCAAAUCCUGUCGGUGCCAGACAAAUUCAAGGAAUGAACUAUGAUCCUGCACGUGCCAUGACUGUUUCAUGGAAUGAUUUGGAUAAGAUGAUGAGCGAAAUUGUGGAUCAAUCAUGUAACACCAAUGAUGUUCAAAUUGGACAAUAA